AUGCUCGUCAAGUCUCUUCUCACUGUCGCGCUAGCCGCCCCAACCGUCAUCGGAGCCUGGGGUGACUGGUGCUACACCAAAGUGACAGCUCACGGCGGCAAAGUCUUCCCGUUCAACGGUGUUUGCGUCGGGACAUCAGAGUGCCACAGGGCAUAUGGAGAAACAGUGGGCAAGCCGGUGCCAGGCGCGUGUCCCGGCAACGCGCCAGGCAUCGAGUGCUGCUAUGCGGAGGGGUGCUACCCGAUCAAGCACGGCCGCUGCCCGGGAGGCGACGACGUCAAGUGCAAGGCCGACGUGGGAGACUGCUGGAUAAUGGCAAGCGGCGCAUGCCCGGGAGGCGACAACUUCCGUGCCGCCAUGUUCCCUUACAAGCGCAACGGUGUGGUUGUCAAGUGCUCCAACGUGCCGCUGUAG
Messenger RNA from Vanrija pseudolonga, 414 nucleotides. RefSeq lists its product as uncharacterized. The transcript has 2 exons. Lineage: Eukaryota; Fungi; Basidiomycota; Tremellomycetes; Trichosporonales; Trichosporonaceae. The record is from RefSeq and is a predicted model, not a curated record. Bases 1 to 414 code for a protein of 137 amino acids.